This is a messenger RNA of Haplochromis burtoni (Burton's mouthbrooder), 9783 nucleotides long. RefSeq names its product protocadherin Fat 4. Lineage: Eukaryota; Metazoa; Chordata; Actinopteri; Cichliformes; Cichlidae. The transcript has 11 exons. Gene Ontology annotation, molecular function: cadherin binding; calcium ion binding. The record is from RefSeq and is a predicted model, not a curated record. Gene Ontology annotation, cellular component: catenin complex; plasma membrane; adherens junction. Gene Ontology annotation, biological process: adherens junction organization; homophilic cell-cell adhesion; multicellular organism development. The coding region runs from base 2486 to 9751 and encodes 2421 amino acids.
CAUCUUCCUCUUGGGUUAGCAGCCCAAUAAUGCGGUCAGCAAGCUAUUUGAUAGUUUUGGCGCUGUGGGAAGCUUCUAGGUCUUGCUGUAAAAGGAAAUAAGAAUCUCUAUAAAGCCUGUCAGCAGUGGAAAGCAAGAAGUACUCUAAAAUCUAGUGGUUCAGUAUUAGGAAUGCGGCAGUUGUAGCUCCUUUCCUAGUACUGAGCCACUAGAUGUCCAUGUGUGGUGGAUCUUAAUCCUCUGUCACCGGCCUCAGUUCUCUGUUUGCAAAGCUCUCCCAAGUUCCUGAUUUGACUUACCUUGACAAUCUUCUCUUUAUAUCACACUUCCCUUUUAGACAGAUGUUUAAAUACAGCAGUCUGCAAACAGCUUGCCUUUUUCACAAAUGAGACUUAACCUCUUGUGGAGGAUAACCAUCAUUAUCUGCAAAACUGUCAAGUCAGUAGUCCAUUUUUUAAGUCUUGAAUAAUAAAUGUACCUUUUUCAAUCAAGUUCACAAUACUAGUUAAUCUAUGAGUAAUUCAGAGUUUGAGGCUUUUUAUGUAAACAGAUUGCUAAUGGCACAAAUGACUAAGGAUAAUUGACAAGUAAUAAUUCUUACUUACCAGUACUGGACUCAUAGUAUUAUCAAACCAGAAGGUCAGAUAUUUGACAAUAGCAAGUAAUACGAACACAAUUAAGGAUAUCACCUUGUUCUAUUGGAAAAUAAACAAACUUUUAUUGAUUUUAACAAUAUAAGAAAAAGAUAUUGCCCAAUGGCUGUUAUUUGCAAAGUGCUAAGGCAUUCACAUCCUCAGCAAUGUUUUAUAAACUCUGGAAAGUAAGAAACAUCGAUCAUGCUACAGUAGUUUGAGCAACCUCAAUCCAGAAGGUGGCGCCAUGAUAUAAAAAACCUGUAUGUGUAUGUGUGUGUGUGGCAUUAAAAAACUUUAAACUACACUUGUUUUGUCAUGCGCACACAAGUGACAAGUCCAUAUAGGUUCUACAGAGUGGUUUUUUUUUUUUUUUCAGGAUGAUAAUGACUCCAUCUGUAGGACACGGAGGAUCACUGCCUGGUUUAAAGGGACAGCUGUUAGCAGUCACCCAAAAAAUGAUCAAAACACCAGAUUAGGGAAUUUCUUUUGUAGGAAUAGUUUUUGCUUUCCUCCUGGAGAGUUCCAGAGGCUUGGAUAAUCAAUGCAAAAAGCACAAGAAGAUGCUCCACUACACGAUAUUAUUAUGGAUAUCUUUUAUUCCCAGCCAAGUACCAAAUGAACAUAAGAAAAGUACUCCUUCUCCAAGUGCUCUCUUUCCCAAGGCAGGGACCUUUUGUGAUCCCUUGGUCGUAUUGAGUUGCAAUUCCCUGUAACUGGAGGCAAGCUCACAGGCACGGUGGCCUCACCAUCACUUAGAGGGGGUUCACAUGUCCAUUCAUCAGGCUUUUCUCAGUAGUGUUUUCCUUUGCAGUAACCGUUCUUAGAAGUGUUAGCGAAUAUGAAUGAAACCUCUGUGUUCUCCUUUCAGUAGGUCUGACACACAAACAAGCUCAGUGUUCCUGCAUGUAGUUAACAUUAGGGUCACAACAGUUGUUUUUUAUUGGAAGCAAGCAUAAAGAUGGUAAAAGCCCUGUUUCUUUAGAAAGAAGAGUUUAGUGAGUCCAGCAGCAACUGAAUUUUGAAUAUUAAAUAAAAAGUUAAUAAUUCAAUAUCAGUUGAAAUGAUUAAAAAUGAAUUACAUUUGCUCUAAAAGAUAUUGCCUUGUAGUUGGCAAAUGGUUUCUGUCUGUUUGACAUUGCUUUACAGUAUCAUAUCAAGUCAGUUUUGAGACCUGUGAUUCUGAAUAGUUUUUUCCCCUUCUUUUCACUCCCUUUUUACCAAUUGAAUGAAUGCCAUUCUGUCUCUGAAUGAAACCCCCCCCCCAUCUGAUAUGCAACAACAAAGUCUGCCUCUAGGCUACCUAACUGCAGGCAACUGUUCAGAGAGUCCAUUUCAUGCCUACGCUGAAUAACCUCAAUAACAAAAUCCAUGUCGAGAAUAUAAAACAUACUGAUUCAGUAAACCAUAGCUGGAUAUACUAUUAAUGCUUUUUACCUGGUAAUUUUUCUUCAACCGUUUGCUUUUUUCACAAGCAAAUAAAUAGAAAAGAAAAUGUAAUCUGCUUCACUCUCAAGUGCCACGAAACUUUUUUUUCCUCCCCAGCUGCAGGAUUUGCAUAGAGUGAUGUCAAAGAGGCGUGUCAGUCAGGAUUACAAACUGAACAGAUUGAGUAAUCACCAUGGAUACAGCUUUAAUACUUUACCAUUUGUUGGGCUUGUGUGGGGGCUGCACAGUUCUGGGAUUUUACCUUUUGGUGCCACGUCUGUUUUGUGUGCUAUUAUUACUUGAUUUUGUAACUAUGGUCAACAAAGAGGUGCUGAAGAAGUAAACUUUAUAAUGGAUUCUACCGGAUGUAGGAGGAAAUAUAUAAUUAUUAUUAUUCACUUUGUGGUAAGUUGGCCUGUUGGUUGAUGUGUUUUGAUAACUGGCUUCGAAUUUUGUUUAGAUGUCUAUUUGUGUUUAAGGCUUCCAGCACAUUUUACAUAUCUCCAAUAAUUUCAUUACUUCAGAAGUUGACAAUUUAUGCUUGCUUCAAAACUGUGACUCCUUGCCUUCUUCAGGUGUUUAUUACUACAUCAUCUCAUAAACUUUCAUCUGGAAAUAGGGUGAAUGUAAGUAGUGUGAGGGAGCUUGCAGAUAUCAUACUAGGGCAGCAUACGCUCCCCUCCUGGUAUCCUUCGUCUGUUGAUGCUGUGCUGGAGCAUGGUGAAGUAAGCCUACACCCUCAUAACAGAUGGCAAACACAGAUGGCUUUCUCCAAAACUGUUUACUCGUUUCAAGUGAAAGAAGACACACUACCAGGAACAAUUGUGGGAAAAGUGGAAACACAGUUUGAGAGUCUCACAGCUAUCACAUACUCAGUUCAUGAGGAUGACGGUGAGAACCUAUUCCUUCUCAGCCCUUUCUCGGGGGAGUUCCUAUUAACCCGCAGCCUGGAUUUUGAAGCACAAAGGUUCUACAUUCUCACAGUGGAGGCGCAGCAGGGGGAUCUGCAGGUAUCUGGUAUCAGGGUGUAUUUCAAUUUGCUAGAUGUGAAUGACAACCUCCCUGUUUUCAGUCAAGAUACCUUUUCUGCAGUGUUAUUGGAGAACACAAACAUUGGAACUUGUUUCCUGUCUCUGAAUGUGUCAGAUAAAGAUGAGGGUGAUAAUGGAAAAAUGACACUGAGAGUGAUCAGUGGUGACGACGAGGAAGUGUUUGUCACAGAUUCAACUGGUACCUUAUGCCUUAACAAACCUCUGGACAGGGAGAGACAGUCCUACUACAAUCUGACUGUGGCAGCCAAUGACUGUGCCCAGCCUGCAUCUUUACAAUUCACAAGUACAGCGCGUGUUAUUGUGAUUACUGAAGAUGUCAACGACAAUGCUCCAAUGUUUGUCUCAGCCGAAAGUGUUAGUAUACCAGAAGACACUGCACUGCAUUCUGUUGUAAUAACUGCUCAUGCUGAGGAUGAAGACGCUGGAUCCAACGGGAGGGUUUUGUAUUAUUUAAACACCUCCGGUGGGAUAUUCAGCAUUGAUAACAGAAGUGGAAAGAUAUACCUGGAGGAGUUAUUAGACAGAGAAGAAGUAGAUACUCUGACUGUUACUAUAAUAGCUACUGAUGAAGGCUUACCCAUGCUGGCAACCACUAUGAAACUCACAGUGCAUGUUGAGGAUGUGAAUGAUCAUGACCCUGAGUUUUUACAAAGCAGUUAUAACCUGACAGUCAGAGAGGAUAUCCCCAGGGGAACAAGCCUGCUGCAGGUUCAGGCUCACGAUCAAGACAUUGGAUCCAAUGGACAAGUACGGUACAUGUUGGCCCAGAUUGGUCCAUUUGUGGUGGACAUAAUUCGAGGAGUUCUCACAGUCAUGGAUGAACUAGAUAGAGAGAGGGACUCAAACUACACAUUGAUGAUAACUGCUGUAGAUCGGGGGAACAUACCCAGAUCUGCUAGUGCUGCAAUCCAUAUCACAGUGAUGGAUGUCAAUGACUUUGCACCCCAGUUUGUUCCAGAAACAUUGACCAUUCAUGUGAAGGAGAAUGAGGAGGAUCCAACUCAGUUAACAUAUCAGGUCUCAGCUUUGGAUGAAGAUUUAGGAAACAACAGUCAGCUUACCUAUUUUACAGAGAAAGGAAAUGGAUAUAAUUUAUUUUCUAUCACUCCCAGUGGCACAUUUCAUAUUUUGCACACCUUAGACAGAGAGAAGGAGUCGCUAUAUAUAGUCACCAUCACUGCUGUUGAUUCAGGACUGCCAUCCCUAACAGGCACUUUGACUGUGCACAUCAUAGUUGACGAUGUCAAUGAUAAUCACCCAGAGUUUACCGAGGAAGUCUACAACACCAUAGUGCCUGAGGACAGUCUUAUAGGCACUGUGUUUGCUGUGAUAAUCGCUUCUGAUGUCGACGAGGGUGUCAGUGGGGAAGUAAGCUAUUCUAUGGAAAACCUCAAUGUGCCUUUCGCCAUUGAUGAAACAUCUGGAGAGCUAUUUACAACAAACAUACUGGACAGGGAGACAGUGGCCAUUUACAGUUUGGAAGUGACUGCGAGUGAUAAGCAUCCCAUUCAGCCUCUGUCCAGCUCUGUGCUUGUUACUGUACUUAUUGGAGAUAUUAAUGACCACUGGCCCCAGUUUAUGAAUGGGCCUUAUGUGGCCUAUGUGCCAAUCGAGUUAGCUCCAGGCUCUGUUGUUUGUGCAGUGAGAGCAUCAGAUGACGACACUGAGAUCAAUGCAGAACUACAUUAUUCGUUACAGGGAGAAAGCUCUGAUAUGUUUUCAAUCGAUCCUUACAGUGGCACUGUUUUCACUUCAGCAGCUCUACAGUCAGUGGAUGAUGUUAUUGUCACUGUGCGUGUGGAAGAUUCUGGGGAAGAUCCCAAAUUUGACACCACAACUAUUAGUGUCAGGUUUCAGAACACCGCUGAUUUCCCAAAGAUGAACGUGGAUGUUCUGAGUUAUUCCCUCACAGAGGAUGAGCGAGUGGAAACACUGGUGGCUGUGGUAUCUGCCCUGAGUAUUAGAGCUGAACCUGUCACUUUUUUUCUCGCUUCUGGAAACUUUGAAAACAUGUUUCACAUCGAUCAUUCAAGUGGAGCCCUGAUAGUAGAGAGACCAUUGGAUUUUGAGAGCAAAAAAGAGUUGUCUUUGUUGAUAGAAGCCAGAGACUCAGGCUUGCCUCCUUUCUCCUCUUUUUCUGAAAUUCACAUAAACAUCACUGAUGCAAAUGAUAAUUUUCCACAGUUUACUCAAGCUGAGUACAGGUGUGAGGUUUUUGAGAACUCCCCGCCUACCGUGGUUUGUGAUGUACUUGCAAUUGAUGCAGAUUCUGGCUAUUAUGGCACAGUGCAAUACAACAUAACAGACGGAAACCACGGUAACUUCUUCACAAUUGACCCUGAAAAUGGUUACUUGAGUACCACUGUAAGUUUAGACAGAGAACAUAUUCCUGAAUUUAAUUUAACAGUUGAAGCAGAAGAACUAGAAAACACGCUUCACAAAGACAAAGCAACUGUUAUCAUCACUGUUUUAGACAGAAAUGAUAAUGCCCCUCUAUUUUCUCAGAUUUUUCUCACAGAGGUGUCUGAAGAUACCCCUGUUGGACAGACAAUUAUAAAAGUCACCUCUACAGAUGAUGACACUGAUGCCAAUGCAGUGAUUAAUUACUUGAUAGUUGAGCAAAGUGAUGACAUGCUUUUUAAUAUUGAUUUCACCACUGGCUACAUCACCGUUGAAGGAGUUUUGGACAGGGAAAUGCAGGAUCAUUAUAUCCUUAAAGUAAGUGCAAAUGAUUCAGCAUGGAGUAUAAGCACAGAUGUGACUAUAGUCAUUUUAGACGUCAAUGAUAACAGACCAGUAUUUUCUGAACAUUUCUAUAGCAUUAUCCUCCCUGAAACAAAAGAUGAAGAGGCGUUUGUUUUGCAGAUUCUUGCUACAGAUGCAGACAUUGGGAAAAACAGUGAGAUUUUCUAUGUUAUUGACCCUCCACAUGAGGAGUUUUGGCUGAACGCUACCACUGGUGAAAUCUAUACAAAGCAGCCCAUGAUGUUACGUGACUGUAAUUUUGAAAUCUAUCAAUUUAUGGUUACUGCUUUUGACCGUGGCAGUAUCCCCCUACAUAGUAAUGUCACUAUCAGAGUAAGAUUAGAACACUACAACAACCACCCUCCUAUGUUUUUCCCUUUACAACCCUUGAUGGCUAUUCCUUAUCACCUGGCUGUGGGAAGUGAGGUGGUCCAGUUUACAGCAGUAGAUCUGGAUGUCAAUGGCAAUAGUAGCAUUAAGUAUUUUUUGAAUGGAGGAAAUGCAUCUGAUUUCUUUUGGAUUCAAGGUGACACUGGAAAACUAAUUUUAAAUCAGACUUUAGGAGAGAAUGAAAAUCAGAUCCUCACUUUAAUAGCUGUGGUUGAAGAUGAGGGCACCCCCCCUUUAACAUCCCAAGCUGAAAUCACUUUCCAAAUUACUGGGAGGAAUCAAUUUACUCCGAGCUUUAGCGAAUCUUAUGUUACUUUCUCUGUCCCUGAGGACCUGCCUGUAGGAUCAGUAAUAGGAAAUAUUCAAGCAGAAGAUGGGGAUUAUGGUCCCAAUGGGGAGAUCACAUACAACAUUACCCCAGAAAAUCAAUUUUUACCACUAUCUGUGGGAGAAUUUUCAGGACUGAUAACACUGAUCAGAGAGCUUGACUUUGAAGAACAAAGUAUUUAUCAUUUCCAAAUUAAAGCUAAAGAUGAGGGCUGGUUCUCUAAAACUGGCACAUUAAAUGUCACGGUGUUAGUCAUGGAUGUGAACGACAAUCCCCCAGUCUUUUCAUCCUCAGAGUACAUAACAUCAGUUCGUGAAAACUCAGCUGUUGGAAUGAAUGUUCUCGAUGUAACAGCCACAGAUAUUGACUCAGGUGUAAAUGCACAAAUAUUCUACUCUCUCAUUGGUGGCCAUAUAGAUAAAUUUGCAAUUGAUUCAGGAAAUGGCACCAUCACCACUUUGGCCAUGUUUGAUUAUGAGCAAGAGCAGAUGUUUGAUUUAACAAUCAAAGGUUCCAAUACUGGAGGACAUGCUUUAUUUAGUUUAGCACAUGUUGUCAUCCAAAUCUCAGAUGUUAAUGAGUUCACGCCUAGAUUCAUCAAAAAAGAAUUUAACUUCUCAGUACUUAAAAACGUGCCUAUUGGAACUGUUGUUGGAAAAGUGAUGGCUACAGAUGGUGACCGAGGCUCUGAAGGUCAAGUGUUUUACUUUUUGUUUGCCAGGAAAAAAAAAAAGAGCUUUGAAAUUCACGAACGUUCUGGAGACGUAUAUACGACCAAUAGUUUGAGGAAACAAGGCAACAGCCAUGUAGUUUUGAAAGUUCUGGCCAAGAACUCUGGUGUUAUUACUGGCACAGAUAUAGAUGAGACUUUUGUCCACGUCAGUGUGAUUGACACAAAUGAAGCUCCCAUGUUCACAUCUCCCCGCUAUAUGGCGAAUGUUACAGAAGACACCCCAAUUGGGACAUCUGUUGCAACUGUGAGUGCUGUGGACGAGGACUCCAUUGUUAACUGGAAUCAUUUCUUCUUCACCAUUGAGCAUGGAAACACAAAUUUCUCCUUCUCUAUUGAUCCAUCUAAUGGUAUCAUUUCUGUGAAUUCUCCACUGGACAGAGAAGUCUGGCCAGUCUAUAAUCUUACUGUUAUAGCCACAGAUAAUGGCUCUCCACCAGCCACUGGGACUACUAAUGUCAUUGUGACUAUUGGUGAUAUUAAUGACAAUGCCCCCAAACUCACAUCAACUGAAGCUCAUGUGAGAGAAAAUCAACCUGAAGGCACCAUAGUCACUAAAUUAACUGCAUUUGACUCUGAUUUACCACCCAACCAAGGCCCUUUUAUGUACUGGUUAUUAGACUCCUCGGUGGCCAGUGCUUUUUCUCUCACUCCUGAUGGAGUUCUGCUCACCACCCGCCCAAUUGAUCGGGAACAAAUCUCUGCAUAUCAAGUGCUUGUGGCUGUCAGGGAUUCAGGAUUUCCCUUGCCACUAUCAUCAACAUCAACCUUCCACAUCAGGGUUGUGGAUGAAAACGACAACCCUUCAAUGGCAAGAAAUAUCUUUAUUGAGGUGAAAUAUUUUGGUAGUUCUUUCCAAGGUGGCAUGAUUGGUAAUGUCCAUCCUGAGGAUCAGGAUGAGUCUGACAGAUUCAACUGCACCAUCAAAAGUGGGCCAACUCACAUGUUCACAAUCCUUAAUGGCACAUGUGAGCUGUGGUCUUUUCCCUUUCAAGGCGAAGCUACGUUUAACAUCUCCAUUGAAGCUACAGACCAGCUGCACUUUCCCGUAAACAACAGCGUCUACGUUAACUACAAAGGUUUUACAAACGCUUCUAUAGACAAUUGUAUAUUAUUCUAUGUGUCAUCAUCUUCAGUAGAGCAGUUUUUGUCUAAUAACUAUUUGAGGUUUGUAAAAGCUCUGGAUAGUCUGUUUAACCUACAAGCCUCUAAGACUCAUGUAUUUGGAAUCAAACAUAUUGGGUGGGAAAUCCUUCUGUUGGCUGCAGUCAAAAAUUACAACGGUCAGUACCUUAGCAGAGAGGUGGCGAGUGGUAUAUCAUCUGGACACAAGAAAUUACUGGAGGCUCAGAGCAAUGUGACAAUUUCUCACAUCACCAGUGAUCCAUGUCUGAGCAGCCCUUGUCAAAAUGGAGCAUCAUGCCACAAAAAUAUUUACAUCAGCCAGGAGGUUGCUGUCCUUGAAAGUGUAGCGGUCAUCUUUGUUGCACCAAAGAAAGAGAUUUUUAACUGUACUUGUCCAUCCGGAUUUACUGGUUCACUGUGUGAAGAAGAAAUUGAUGAAUGUGAGCUAAAUCCCUGUGAGAAUAAAGGCACAUGUGUGAAUACAGUGGGAAGUUUCUUCUGUCACUGUCAGGUUGGCUUCUCUGGUUCCCACUGCGCUGCUGAUGUCAAUGGAUGCCUGAAGGUGAAGUGCCAAAAUGGUGGGACUUGUAUCCCCUCCGAGGAUGGAUAUCAGUGCCACUGUGUGCCUGGAUUUGGAGGAGAAACCUGUGAUGAGUUCAUAGACUACUGCAAAUCAUCACCCUGUGUUCAUGGUAUCUGCAUUAAUUCACAAACAGGAUUCUCUUGUAAUUGUCACUUUGGAGUCAGUGGAGUCCGGUGUGAGGAUCACAGUUAUGGCUUUGAGGAGCUGUCCUUCAUGGAGUUUCCACCACUGGAUCGUAGGACUAAUUUAAUCUCUUUGGAGUUUGCCACAAUGCAGAGGGACUCCCUCCUCCUCUACAAUCCAGGAGGUUCAAACAGCAGAGAGUUCUUUGCACUGGAGAUACUGGAUGGAGCAGUACAUCUCUCUUAUGAUCUGGGUUCAGGACCUGUGAGGUUGCAAACAUACAAGCAAGUUGCAGAUGGAUAUUUUCACAGUGUUAUUGCCAGGAGGAUUGGCAGUAUGGGUUCACUGCAUGUGGACAACUGCACGGAUGACGAAAACAAUAGAUUCUGUUUUUCAACGAAUGAUGGAAUUAUUUCAGAAAGGACACUUGAUGUUGGCAACAGUAAUAUGACCUUUGGAGGAUUAAGAACUACUGAAGCUAUUUUAGUGCAUCCUUCUCAGAUAAGAACCCAUGACUUUGUUGGAUGUAUCCGAAACUUUCAUGUUAAUGGCAUCCUCCUGAGACCCUCAAUGGCCCUAGCGGCAUAUAACAUCUUUGACAGGCAGGCUUAUUAAAAUUAGUGCAUGUAGAUGUCUUUAUACUUUAA